UCAACCUUGAUUACGUGCAGCUGUCAUCUGGGAACGUUUAGCAUGGAGUUUGAUUGUCUGGACUGUCGGUGGAUCUCUAAACUUUGACGGACGUAUCAACAAUGGCAGCUCUGACUCAAGAGAUUUGUGCAAGAAGCUUACACGGAGUGAUAAUACUUCUCAUACUAAAUGGUGUGCUACCCAUAUCACUCAACUCUAUUUACAACGAGCUACCAGAACCGAGUGACCCCAACUUUCACGGGAGUAUUCUGAGUCCCUUGUUGAAGGCAUUGUCGGAUAAUGAGCCAUGGCCUGAUUUAUCGCCAAGAGCAAAACCUGAGUCAAGCUAUGUCAGGUACAUGAAACGGCUGUAUAAAAUGUCGGCUAAACCGGAGAGAAGUCACGAGACAAGUCAUCUGUAUAACACGGUGCGACUGAUCACCCCUCGAGAUGAAUGCCAACAGGAAAAUGAAGAGGUCUUCAUGCAGGAUCUCUCCUACAGUCUAAGCAGAGUGAGGUCUCAGGAGCAGCUUCUCAAGUCCGUCCUGUUGUACUCCUUUGACCAGGACAAGGCUGCGUCCUUCACCACGCUCUGCUACCUGGACAUCGAAGAGCACGACCCCUCGGCCCAGCAGUGCUGCCCAAACACUCACUUCUCCGUGGCGUUUCCAGUGCAUAUGGAGAGACGAGGUCGCCUGAAGUGGGUGGAGGUGAACGUGACCUCCUUCCUGCACCCUCUCUUCAGCUCGCACAAGGACGACAUCCAUAUGCUCAUCAACCUCACCUGCGUGGUGGACGGCGGGAUCCCCUAUGACCACAAGGGCCCCGUGGAGCUCACUUUGAGGUCCCCUUCGCUCCUGCUGUACCUCAACGACACCAGUAAACUGGCCCAUCAGAGGUGGCCACCCCCGUCCCCCAUGUCUGGGGGGUUUAACGGCCGCGCCACGUUCAAUCACCCAAUGGGCUUCAGCCCAACGAGGAGGAUCUGGAGGAGGAGACGGAACGUUUCCAGAGGCAAGCCGACACCCGGGCCAAAAAUUUCCAUCUUCCUUCCCAAGCGUGACUUCCUGCCGGACGACUGUAUGUUGUAUGACAUCAAGGUGAGCUUCAGCCAGCUCAAGCUGGACCACUGGAUCAUUGCGCCGCAGAAGUACAACCCACGGUACUGCAAGGGCACGUGCCCACGGGCAGUGGGCUACAUGAAUGGUUCCCCGAUGCACACCAUGGUGCAAAACGUAAUUUACGAGAAGCUAAAUUCUUCUAUUCCUAGGCCUUCCUGCGUUCCCUCAGAAUAUAAGCCCCUUAGUGUUUUGACCAUUGAAAACGACGGGUCUAUUGCAUUAAAGGAGUAUGAGGAGAUGAUUGCAACAAUGUGCGCCUGUCGCUAAAACUCUAGCAUCAGAUAGGGGUGUUUCAUUAAGCAUUUUGACAUCUUUUAGUGGCUAUCAUUUAGUGUCUUAAUCCAAUGGCAUUUAAAUGGUAAAUGGUAUGGGUCAGUCUCGCCAAGUCCUCGUGCAACUAUUUAUAACUUUUGUGGACACUCAUAUUUUUCAUACAAAUGCUCAAUCUUAUAAUACACUGAAGAUCUGACUGGGGCAAUGUUACUGCUUCUCUCUAGAAUAAUUCGGAGGAGAUGAAAUCAUUGGCUUUUCUGUGUGUCAUUUUAUCUCUUUGAAAAAUGUGCAUUCAUUCAUCAAUGAAAAUAUUUGUUUUCUUUUGUUUCUUGCCUUCUUACAUCACUGUAUUUGUAUGUGUGAUAUUAUGUGAUACUGUGAGUUAGGUUUUUUUGUUUAAUUUAAUCAGCAUUGAUAUAAUUUUAUGUUUAUUUUUGUUAAUUUAUUUCUGUUCUGUACUUUCUGAAUAUUCUGUGAAUUUUUAGAAAAUCUGGGCAGAUGAAGAAGUGUAAUCUAAUGCCCCUAUGCAAACUCUUUUACACUUGUCAAUUUCAAUUUUAUACCGGUACAAAAGAAAUAUCUCAUGUACUACCUCCCUGUUCAUAAGGUCCACUUAAUAAGUUGUCCCUCUGGACAACUUGAUAGACAAUCUGGGUUAAUUGUUGUCAAGGAAAUUACUAAAUGCCUAAUGAAUAUUGAAGUCUACCUAUGUAUUUGGCAUGCUUAUCAAUGUAAAUUAAUUCACUGUUAUUGUUUGGAUAACUGAUUUCACACAAAAAAAGGAAUAUUUAUUAAUAUUCAUGUUAAAAAGUUCAAUAAAAAAAGGCAAGUCACCCAUCAGGAAUCAA
This is a messenger RNA of Sardina pilchardus (European sardine), 2221 nucleotides long. It is a transcript of the gene gdf9, whose product is annotated as growth differentiation factor 9. Gene Ontology annotation, molecular function: cytokine activity; growth factor activity. Gene Ontology annotation, cellular component: extracellular region. The transcript has 2 exons. The record is from RefSeq and is a predicted model, not a curated record. Lineage: Eukaryota; Metazoa; Chordata; Actinopteri; Clupeiformes; Clupeidae. Bases 102 to 1367 code for a protein of 421 amino acids.